Rotaria sp. Silwood1 is the source of this 1467-nucleotide messenger RNA. The record is from the annotation of a GenBank genome assembly. Lineage: Eukaryota; Metazoa; Rotifera; Eurotatoria; Philodinida; Philodinidae.
AUGAAACAUUUAGAACAACUUCAAGUGAUUGCUGAUCGAAAUAAUGGAACACGUGCAAUAGCAACUGGUGGAUUUAAUGAUACACUCGACUAUAUAACUAGUGUACUCAAACAAAAUACUAAUUUCAAGAUUCAACAUCAGUAUUUCACAGUUCGAAAUCAUAUUAUUCGAGGAACACCACAAUUACAAACAAGAAUCAAUGGAAUAACAACGAACCAUGUUUAUUUGACAAAUUUUACUCACAUUUUGUUUUCAGCGGGCGCUAAUUUUGAUACAUUCGUUCGAGUCGUCGCUAUUCCAAAUUUAGGUUGUCAAGAUACUGAUUGGACCAAUGUAGUCGUAGUCAAUUCAGUAGCUUUGGUCAAACGUGGUAAUUGUACAUAUGCACAGAAGUCUGUAUUAGCUGAAAAGUAUCAAGUGAAAGGAUUACUCAUUUACAAUGAUGGAACAUCACCAGAUGGUUUUAAUCCAAUACAGGGAGUGAGAAAUAAUUUGAAUACCACUAUUCCAGCCUAUUUCUUAUCGUAUAAUCUUGGAAUGCAGUUGGUCAAUGGUGCGGACAAUGCCAGUGUAAUUAUGGGUAUUAAUGUUAGUGACACAAAUGGUAUUGGAAAUAUUUGUGCUGAUACACAAACAGGAGAUAAAACUAAAACAGUUGUCGUUGGUGCUCAUAGUGAUGGAGUACCAGCAGGAAGUGGGAUCAAUGAUAAUGGUAGUGGUACUGUUGGUAUUUUGGUUUUAGCUCUUAGUUUAGCUCGUUUAUUUCAAACAUCUUCUUUGCAAUAUUCCACAUAUCAAUAUCGCAUUCGAUUUUGUUGGUGGGGUGCUGAAGAACUUGGUCUUAUUGGUGCUAGAUAUCAUGUUGAACAGGCUCUCUUACCAAGUACUAACAUUGUCGGUGAACGUUUACAAGAUUACCUAGUCAAUUUAAAUUAUGAUAUGUUAGCUGGUCCUAACUAUCGUUUUGGUAUUCAUGAUAGUUCAACAGUUCCAUUGACAACACCAGAAACAGCUCUAAAUGGUACUCGUAGAAUUACGGAUCUUUUUCGUCAAUGGUUUAAUAAACAAAAACUUCCUUGGAGUAAUUCUUCACUUGGAGGCGGAAGUGAUUAUGUUCCAUUUCUCGCUGCAGGUAUAGCAGUCGGUGGAGUUAAUACAGGAGCUGGAGGAAUUAAAUCGGCUAAUGAACGAGAUCAAUAUGCAACAGUAUUAGGAACAGGAAAUGGUGGAAUAGCCAACGCUGCUUAUGAUCCAUGUUAUCAUCAACAAUGUGAUAGAAUUAGAAAUAUCAAUCCAUUUGCAUACGAAAAAGUUGUUAAAUCGGCUGCUCAUGCUAUUGAAUAUCUUGGAAGAUUGAAUGAUUUAGAAAAAUGGCUUUAUCCACAAGGUCGACCAAAAAACUUUGAACUAGUCAAUCGAUAUCAGUUAUAUAAUAUUCAUAACGAUCUAGAUCUUAAUUGGGCUUGA